Mangifera indica (mango) is the source of this 942-nucleotide messenger RNA. Its product is annotated as guanosine deaminase. The coding region runs from base 177 to 746 and encodes 189 amino acids. The transcript is spliced from 5 exons. Lineage: Eukaryota; Viridiplantae; Streptophyta; Magnoliopsida; Sapindales; Anacardiaceae. The record is from RefSeq and is a predicted model, not a curated record. Gene Ontology annotation, molecular function: zinc ion binding; guanosine deaminase activity. Gene Ontology annotation, biological process: purine nucleoside catabolic process.
UUCUUUUGCCUCAUGUCAUGUUUCCUCUUCUUCUAUUCUUCUUCUAUCUUCGGUUCGCUGUUGUUUUCACUGCAAAACUGUUCUGUUUCUCUAGAUUCAGCACUGUUUUAUUCAAACAAAUUCAAACACGGUUACCCUUUUCACUAUUUGCAUCAAAAUCUAAUACUUUUAGUUAAAUGCUGCGACCAUAUCACCAGAAUUUGCUGGAGACAAAGGAGGGAACCAUUUCUGUGGCUUCUGCAUUUUCUGGACAUCAGGAAGCUGUUCAGGAUAGAGAUCACAAAUUCUUAACCAAAGCUGUUGAAGAAGCGUAUAAAGGGGUUGAAUGUGGACAUGGUGGUCCUUUUGGUGCUGUUGUUGUGCAUAAGGAUGAAGUUGUUGUGAGUUGUCAUAACAUGGUUUUGAAGAAUACAGAUCCUACUGCUCAUGCGGAGGUCACUGCAGUAAGAGAGGCAUGUAAGAAGCUCAACAAGAUUGAGCUUUCGGACUGUGAAAUAUAUGCCUCCUGUGAGCCUUGCCCCAUGUGCUUUGGUGCAAUCCACCUUUCACGAAUUAAGAGGCUGGUUUAUGGAGCCAAGGCUGAAGCCGCCAUUGCUAUUGGGUUUGAUGAUUUUAUUGCAGAUGCAUUAAGGGGAACUGGGUUCUAUCAGAAGGCUCAAUUGGAGAUCAAAAGAGCUGAUGGCAAUGGGGCUGCCAUAGCAGAACAGGUGUUUGAGAAGACAAAGGAAAAAUUCAGGAUGUAUUAAUUUCUUGUGUUGGCCUUUGAUUGGUUGUAAUUAACAAUUCAUCCAUUCAGUAUAUUGGCAUAAUUUUUAAGGCCAUUGUUUAAUAAUUGAUAAACUAUUAAAGUUUGAAAUGUUGAUAUGGUAUCUGAUAAACACAACAGAAAUGUUUAUAUAUAUGCUCUGUUACAGCAAUAACAGAAUUUAUUUAAGUUGUGAA